This is a messenger RNA of Hemiscyllium ocellatum (epaulette shark), 4434 nucleotides long. It is a transcript of the gene itga11a, whose product is annotated as integrin, alpha 11a. Gene Ontology annotation, biological process: cell-matrix adhesion; cell adhesion mediated by integrin; cell-cell adhesion. Gene Ontology annotation, cellular component: external side of plasma membrane; integrin complex. The coding region runs from base 231 to 3797 and encodes 1188 amino acids. The transcript has 30 exons. Gene Ontology annotation, molecular function: integrin binding. NCBI's taxonomy places the organism in Eukaryota, Metazoa, Chordata, Chondrichthyes, Orectolobiformes, Hemiscylliidae. The record is from RefSeq and is a predicted model, not a curated record.
CUGAGCUCCUGCUGUGUGUGAGGGACCAGGGCAAGGGGAGGAAAUAGCCUGAUCAUAAACGUCCUGGCAAUCUCCCGACCUAAUGCCAGAAGCCCUCCUACAAGAGUCCUCCUACUCUCACAGUUACAGUGACUGACAGAGUCAGAAAGCAAGAAGUCACACCAAGCGCACAUCGGUGACAGAGCAGCUCCACAGGAUCCAGCUUUUGGACUUUGAGUAGUGUUAUACAGAUGGAUCUGUACAGAUGUGGCUUUGUUGUGUGGUUCACUACUCAGCUGUCAGUUCCCUGUGACUCAUUUAACAUCGACACCAAGUGGCCAAGAAUCAUUCGGGGGUCAGCAGACACCCAGUUUGGAUACACAGUGCAACAACAUGAGGCAAAUGGACAGAAAUGGCUUCUAGUCGGUGCCCCAUGGGCUGGUGUCGGGAAGAAAAGGACUGGGGAUGUUUACCGGUGCCCAGUGAAAAACCAGACCAGCUAUGGAUGCGGGAAGCUGAACCUGGGAAGAGUAUCCAUGCCUUUUGUAUCAGAGCAUAAAGACAACAUGCAGCUUGGAAUGACUUUAACCAGCAACGCCAAAGACCAUUCCUUCGUGACCUGCGGGCCGCUGUGGUCCCAUGAGUGUGGGAGUUCCUACUACAGCCCUGGGAUCUGCUGCAAAAUCAGCUCCAACUUCAAAAGCGCCCGGGCCUUCGCACCCGCCAUCCAGCGCUGUGAGACCUUUAUGGACAUUGUGAUCGUUUUAGAUGGCUCCAACAGCAUUUACCCUUGGUAUGAAGUCCAGAACUUCCUAAUAAAUAUCCUGAAGAAAUUUUAUAUUGGACCUGGCCAGAUACGGCUGGCCAUUGUGCAGUACGGAGAGACCGCUGUUCACGAGUUUGAGCUGAGGGACUACAAGUCUGUUCGUGAUGUUGUCAAGGCCGCCAGGAAUAUCCAACAACGAGGAGGGACAGAAACCAACACAGCACAUGGCAUCGAGAUCGCUCGCUCGGAAGCAUUCAGCUUCAGGAGAGGCGCAAGGAAGGAAGCCAAGAAGGUGAUGAUUGUCAUAACCGACGGUGAAUCACAUGACAGCCCACAUCUAAAGCAAGUGAUUGAGAGCAGCGAGCAGGACAACAUCACUAGAUAUGCCAUUGCGGUGCUGGGCUAUUACAACAGGAGGGGUAUCAAUCCACGUGACUUCCUCAAAGAGAUUAAAUCAAUAGCUAGCCAUCCAGACGAUAAACAUUUCUUCAACGUCUCUGAUGAGGCGGCCCUGAAAGAUAUUGUGGAUGCGCUUGGAGCACGAAUCUUCAGCUUGGAAGGAACCAACAUUCAGAACGAAACAUCUUUCCAGUUGGAAAUGUCACAAGCGGGAUUCUCAACCCACUUUGUCGAGGAUGGGAUCCUUCUUGGCGCAGUUGGGGCCUAUGAUUGGACAGGUGCUGUCUUAAAACAAACCAGUCACGGCCGAGUGAUCCCUCCCAAAGAUGCCUACAUGAAGGAAUUCCCAAAAAAGCUGAAGAACCAUGGGGCCUAUCUGGGCUACACCAUUACUUCAGUGAUGCCAAAGUCGGGACGGAGGUGGUAUGUGUCAGGUGCUCCAAGAUUCAACCACACCGGAAAAGUCAUCGUAUUCACGAUGAAGAAUGAUGGCAGUGUCACCAUCCAUCAGUCCCUGAAGGGCCAGCAGAUUGGAUCGUACUUUGGAAGUGAGCUAACGCCAGUGGAUGUAGAUGCUGAUGGGGUGACCGAUAUUUUACUGGUUGGUGCUCCAAUGUUUUUCAGUGAUGGUAGAGAGAAGGGUAAAAUCUACAUCUAUUCCCUCUCCAAGAGAGGUUUCAUUUUCAAUAGUUUCCUGGAAAUUUCCGACAAAUCCCAGAAUUCCCGCUUUGGUUCUGCAAUCGCUGCUGUCCGUGACCUCAAUUAUGAUUCAUUCAAUGAUGUGGUGGUGGGGGCACCUUUGGAAGAUGAUCAUCGUGGAGCAAUUUAUGUGUUUCACGGACACAAUAAAAAUAUCCUCAAGGACUACAAACAGAGGAUUGGGGCGUCUGAGAUCAGUCGCGGGCUGCUGUACUUUGGCCGCAGUAUUCACGGACAGUUGGAUAUGAACGGUGAUGGCUUGGUGGAUCUCGCAGUGGGAGCACUCGGCAGUGCUGUUCAGCUCUGGUCCCGCAGUAUAAUCCAGGUGAAUGCCAGCAUGAGGUUCGAACCGCGGAAAAUCAACAUUUUCAACAAAGACUGCAAGAGGAAUGGCAAAGAGUGCAGCUGUAUGUCUCUCUCUGUCUGUUUCACAGUCACAGCCAAGUCGCCUGGUCUUCAGAAUGAUAGCUUGAUCAUAAGGUACAACGUUUCCAUUGACGAACGCAGAUACACACCCAGGGCGCUCUUUGAUGACAACUUUGAGAAGUAUAUUCACAGCAACAUCAGCGUGGAGCCUGACUUAGAAACUUGUGAUCAAUUCUAUUUUCAUGUUCUGGAUACACUGGACUAUGUGAGACCUAUUGGAUUUAUAUUGGACUUUGGCCUUUUGGAGCCAGAGUACGGCCCAGUUCUGGAUGAUGGGUGGCCGAACACAACUAGGACCACGCUUGGUUUCUGGAGCGAUUGUGGUGAAGAUGAACAUUGUGUUCCUGAUCUGGGGCUCCGCGCGCGUGCUGAUAUUUCUGGUUCCAGCCAAUUCCCCUUCAUUGUCGAAAACACAAGGAGGAGAAUCUCUGUGGACGCCUGGCUGGAAAACAAGCAGGAGAACUCAUACGGUACCAUGCUCAAUGUCACCUUCUCUGGGAACCUGCAGUUUGCAACGCUCAUACAGAAGGAUGAUACUGAGGUGAGAAUCGAUUGCAACAAUUUGCCAAGGUGGCCUAACAGCAAAGUAUGCACUGUCGCGUACCCGGUGUUCAGGUCCCUGUCCAAGGUGGCUUUUCGCUUGGAGUUUGAAUUCAGUCGCUUCAUCUUCCUGGACAAUGUGGACAUUAGCCUGACUGUCAGCAGUGACAGUGAGGAAGCAGAAGAAACGCUUUCUGACAACACCUAUCAGCUGUAUGUUCCUGUGCAAUAUGAAGCAGAUAUCCUCCUCACAAGGGAUUCCAGUCCUGAACGCUACGAUGUGAAAUCAAUGGAAGAGUUGGAGUCAAAUGGAGAGUUUGAUCCUCCCUUUAAUUUCACAUUUAAGCUUCAGAAUCUGGGGCCUUUCACUGUUGGCCACUUGCUGGUCAAAGUGACCAUCCCGACAUUAACUAAAGAGAGCAAUCUUCUCCUGGUACUGACCAACAGCUCCAGCAGCCCGCAGGAUGGGAUCCAGUGCACUUUGACCGGUCAUGUGGCUCUGCAGCAGUGGCUCCCUCCCAGAGGACAAGCUGUCGCAGAGGAUCUGAGGACUUAUGAGAAACUGGAUGCCGACAACUCUCAGUUUAGUCUCCUGUUAUGUGAUGUGAAGAACUUUAAAACCAGUGACGAAUACUCCGUUCACAUUUCUGGCAGACUCGUGACAGAUUCACUGGUGGCACUCAAGUUUAGGUCUCUGCUACUCGUUAUCACGGCAACCCUUGACAUUUGGGAGCCCAGAGUAAUGUUUCUAAAGGAAUCGGCCCGAAGCCGGGAGAUUACACUUCACCUGACCAAGCAGUAUGAGUCAGAGGUCUCCAUCUGGAUUAUAAUCGGGAGUUUGUUGGGAGGUCUUCUCCUGCUUGCACUCCUCAUUCUCGCUUUAUGGAAGCUUGGCUUUUUCCAAAGUGCAUACCGUCGGAGGAAAGAAGCCACGGCAACUGGAAAUGGCUCAAUUGAGCAGUCAUCGAAGAAAGGCAUAGAACAUUGAAAUCUCAGAAACGUUAAAACACAGAAAAGGUGCAAAUUCACACACAGCAAUAACCAGGUGACAUCAACUGGCAAACCAGUAGACCAACACUGAGCAGUCACCUCGUGCACCUUCCUAUCAGGUCAUUAAUUUUGCUUGUGGUGCCACACACUUUGAUUCAUUAUCUCUAAGGUGCAGCAACACAUUAUAAACCCCAGAACACAAUCCCCUCCCGACCCCAAAUGAAAAGGAAUAUUUUAAACAGAGGAGCAAUGUAGGUGACAUUUCUCUGUUUGGAAGCUUGAAGCGUGAGAGAGUCUGUGUGCCUCUUUCUGCUAAACACAACAAAAAGGAAAACCACUAAUAAUGCACAGCCACAUUGUAAGGACACUACCACGGAGGAGCCAGUGCCUAUUUUACACUAUCAAGAAUUGUACCUGCCCCUUUAAGUGGCAAACAGGGCCCAAACCAGGCAGAUGAUGUAGUUUAUGGAACCUUGGCUACUUUGCAAAUCCCUGAAGUGUUGUUUAGGAAAUACCGACUAGCUCCAAUCUUUGUCCAUUGGUUCCAAGAGUUGUGUUUUGAAGAAAGUGAGAAAUAAUUUGCAUAUGAUUUAUGGAUUGUAGAUAUUUUUAAUUAAAAAGUAUCCUCCCGGUGA